UCCCUCGUACUGCUCUAGUUACCACGCAGAAGGUCAACACGUGCCUUUAUAAUUAGAGUGAUCUUAACAUGUUGAACUCUUUGCACGGCAAUACAGCAGACUGCUUUGUAAAGAGAGUUGCGCCAUAUCACUGGCUGCAUGGGGCAGAUCAUCACCGAAAUCAGUAAUAACCAGCGGCUCCAAUUUCGAGGUAUCAGAACGGAAGACGAAAUCGCACUCAAAAUGAACUUAAUCAUUGUCACUCUGGUGGUUUUCCUUAUGUCGGGACCUGCACAAGCGGGGUGCAGCACGGAUCCUUUACAUGGAUGCAUAGACCAUGGGUGUAGAAACGGAACACGGGAGUGCAGCGGGGGCUGUAUGUGCACUAACUUCAUAUGCUGGUUUGUUCCAACAUGUUAUACGAUUGUGAAGUUUCCGAAUGAGGAGAAUCAAGUGGCAGUCGUGCCAUCCUCUUGGGUAGUUGGAACAUCUUGCUACUGGCCUCCAGAAAAGGAAGAAAGGAAAAUUGGCAUUUAUGUUCGAAAAAACAAGGUCCCCAGUUUGGACUGGCAGUUCCUCGAUUGUAACUCAGUGGAGACUUAUGAAACUUACGAAGAAGCGCGAGAAAUGCUGCCGCUUGCAGCAAGCACUUCAGACUUGAAUGCUGACAGAGAGUAUGGACGAGGAAAAAGGAAAAGAGUAAGGAGGGUGUACUCUGACGAAGAAGAUGAUUGUUCUCCACCUGUUACCCCCCCCAUAUCGGACAGAACCGAAGUGUAA
Ornithodoros turicata is the source of this 759-nucleotide messenger RNA. RefSeq lists its product as uncharacterized. The coding region runs from base 139 to 759 and encodes 206 amino acids. NCBI's taxonomy places the organism in Eukaryota, Metazoa, Arthropoda, Arachnida, Ixodida, Argasidae. The transcript has 5 exons. The record is from RefSeq and is a predicted model, not a curated record.